Ixodes scapularis (black-legged tick) is the source of this 1647-nucleotide messenger RNA. Its product is annotated as myb/SANT-like DNA-binding domain-containing protein 3. The transcript has 3 exons. The record is from RefSeq and is a predicted model, not a curated record. Lineage: Eukaryota; Metazoa; Arthropoda; Arachnida; Ixodida; Ixodidae. The coding region runs from base 491 to 1351 and encodes 286 amino acids.
CCCCCGAAUUCAUAGAUGUGACUUCAACUGAAGCCGAACUUCGACUUGCUCAAGUCCGCCUUAACACCAAGUUCGACUUGAAAACGCCCAAGCUGCGUUUUACGUUUCACAGACGCUCCCGCGAACUUCCUUCGUCAAGUCCCGUUCAAGUCGCGAGCGGUCGCGGCCCUCCUCACCUGGGAGCGAGAGUAGGCUGCAGUUUUUCUCGUAAAAGUUCUUUCAGACUUUAAAAUAAGGUACUUCUCUCAAUUUUCUUUAUAGCAUGUGUUUACCAAACAUAAAUCGCGAGAGAUCGUAAGGGGAAGUUUAAUUAUUUUAGUGAUUGUACGCGUUUUCUGGACAUAAUGAUGAUUUCGUCUAGCAACAUACCAAAUAGCCGCCAAGCACGCUCUUCGCUCGUCCGGACGCUCCAGCCUUCCCUUCUGUGCAAGUUUUCUUCUGUUAAACGGUAAAACUUUUGAGAUUCCCCCAACCCUUGAGCAGCAGUGGAAUGGCCACUAAAAAAAAACAAUCGCCGCGCUUCACCGCUGAUGAAAUAUCUAUUCUAUCGGGGCUUGUCGGCAAGCAUAAAACGAUCAUUGAAUGCAAAAAGACAGACUCCGUAUCUUCGAACCUCAAAAACGAGACCUGGGAGAAACUCUGCAAUGAGUAUAACUGCUUACCGGGGGUUAGUCCACGGGACUCUAAUCAGCUCAAGAAGUGUUGGGGGAACCUCAAACAAAAGUGGAAGAACGAGCGCUCGGACGAGAAGCGCAAGACCCACAAGACAGGAGGGGGGCCGCCCCCCACACCGAUGAGCGCAAUUUCUGUGCUUGUGGGGGCAGUAGCGGGGCACAUGGCCACCCGCCUUGACAACGAUAAUGACUCCGACGGAGCGGCCUACCUGCCCCCUGUCCAGAACGAGCCAGUGGUGCGGUUGCUGGAGGGCAUGAUUGACUGCGACCCAGUGUACGAGUAUGCAGGAGAUCACUAUGAGCCUGGUAGCCCCUCUGUGGACAUCGGAGAGCCAGAGGCGAGUACCAGUGCCGCAGCAGCCCCGGAUCCCCCCACCGAGCAGGCUGUACCUGCUCCUGCAGCUGCUUCAAGCUGCAGCAGCGACAGGGUGGCGGCUAGUCACGACGAGGCCAGGCCGGCCAGAGGGAGGAUGGUGCUGCUGGAGCAGGCUCUUUCAGCAGAGAAUGAUGUACGUUGUUCUCUGCUGAGGGCAGAGUCUGCCCUCCGUAUGAGGCUCCUUGAGGAGGAGCAGCAAAUGAAGGUGGUGGAGCACCACGUGCGGCUCCAGGUGGAGCAGACAAACUUAAAGAUUGCUGAAUGGAAGUUGAGGGAGCUUCAACAGGGAGGCGGAAAAUAAAGAGCAGUGCCAACGCCUCGACUUUUGAAGGGAUCUAAUUUAUUUCACAGAAGUUGAAAGCUGGGGCUAUAUCCAGAAAGGGAUAGGGUGCGAUUUCAGCUUGUUUCACGUUAGGUAUGCUUUGAGAAAAUGCACGAUUACAUAAUGGCUCCUGCCUGUCAUCUAUUAUUAUCAUUUGAACUAGUAAAAAGCCACUGCACAGUCACUACAGCAAAGGGUCUGGCAAUAUUUUCACAUUUUUAUUGGUGAAGAAACAGGAAUAAAGAAAACAUUAAAGGCAUUUACGAAAUACACUA